Molecule: messenger RNA, 2241 nt
Organism: Vigna angularis (adzuki bean)
Lineage: Eukaryota; Viridiplantae; Streptophyta; Magnoliopsida; Fabales; Fabaceae
Product: cysteine-rich receptor-like protein kinase 26
Exons: 5
Coding region: 110-1552 (480 amino acids)
Biological process (GO): protein phosphorylation
Molecular function (GO): ATP binding; protein tyrosine kinase activity
Source: RefSeq, a predicted model, not a curated record
AACCUAUAAAACAAUUAUGAUGUUGAUUUUACUUAAAACUUAAUUAUUAAUUUAAAAACUUAUGUAAGGCUUGGAUCAGAAUUCAGAACAGAAGAAGUGGAAGACUACAAUGGCCUCUGUUUCUUUCACCCUCUUUUCCUUUCUCCGUUUUCUCUGUGUCAUCGUAAUCAUAUCACAGAGCAGAGCCCAAACACCCUGUGAUAACAGCAAAGGAAACUACACAAUAAACAGCACCUAUCACAAUAACCUCAACACCCUUUUAUCCAGCUUCUCUUCCCACACACAAAUCAACUAUGGUUUCUACAAUCUCUUAUAUGGCCAAGGGGAGGACCAAGUAUUCGCCAUUGGGCUCUGCAGAGGCGAUCUUAAACCCGAUGAGUGCCUUAAAUCUCUCAAUGAUUCCAGAGUGUCUCUGGCAGCGAGUUGUCCAAACCAGAAGGAGGCCAUUACGUGGACGGUAGAGUGCAUGUUGCGGUACACUAACCGCUCCAUAUUUGGCGUUAUGGAAAACCAACCUACGAAUGAUAACUACUACGGUUUAAAUGUAACGGGUUCGGUGGCAGAAUUCAAUGCAGCGCUGGAGAGCUUGAUGAGGAAUCUAACACGCAUAGCUGCAUCUGGUGACUCUCGCCUUAAGUAUGCCACUGGCAGUACUCCUGCUCCAAAUUUUCGAACCAUAUACGGUCAGGCACAGUGUACUCCUGAUCUGUCAUCCGAAGAUUGCACCAAGUGCUUGGAUGAAGCUGUCUCAAAAAUCCCAGAUUGCUGUAGUGGGAAGGCUGGAGGCAAUGUUGUAAAACCCAGUUGUAGAAUUAGAUUUGACCCUUAUAUCUUCUAUGGACCUACGCUGAAACUAGACCCAGAUGCGCCACCAUCCUCUUCCACCAGCAAUACUUCUUCAUCACGAGCAAAGAGCAACACAGCACGGACUAUCAUCGCCGUAGUAGUGCCAGUUGCUUGUGUUGUUUUUCUGCUCGCUCUUCUCUGCAUCUAUUUAAGCCUAAGGAAGCAAAGAAAAAAAAUUGAAUUUGAAAGAGAAGAAGAAAGUGAUGAAGAUGAAGUCGCAUUUAUUGAGUCAUUGCAAUACAACUUCAACACCAUACGUGUUGCUACAAAUGAAUUCGCUGAUUCUAAUAAACUUGGACAGGGCGGGUUUGGAGCUGUUUACAAAGGUCAGCUUUCCAAUGGGCAAGAGAUUGCUGUCAAAAGAUUGUCAAGAGAUUCUGGGCAAGGGGAUUUGGAAUUUAAGAAUGAAGUGCAAUUAGUGGCCAAGCUUCAGCAUCGAAAUUUAGUUAGGCUACUUGGCUUCGGCCUGGAAGGAAGAGAAAGGCUACUUGUCUAUGAAUUUGUUCCUAAUAAAAGUCUUGAUUACUUCAUAUUUGAUCCAACCAUGAAACCUCAAUUGGACUGGCAAAUGCCCUACAAAAUCAUUAAAGGUAUUGCUCGAGGCAUUCUCUACCUUCACGAAGAUUCUAGACUACGGAUUAUUGAUAAUGCAGAUUUUUACCAUUAUUUAAGCAUCAAUUUAGUAGUAAAAUCAACUCCUUUCUAACUUGUAACUUGUUUAAUCCUCUUCUUUUGUCAUGUUUUCUAAAUAAAUGUGUUUUAGGCUACAUUGAUGUAUUAUCAUCACUAAUCCCCUUAUUUUGUAGCUAACAUUAUGCUUAGAAGAACCUCCACCAAUGUAUAGAGCUUAACCAGCCACAAAAGCAAAUAAAACAAAAGAGAGAAUUUUGAAAUGCUGUGGCUGAGCGGCACAGUUUCUGUGCAGCUGAGCGCCACCCGACCAGACUGGUUGUAGCUGAACAACACCUGAUCCGACUUGCUGCCGCUGAGCGGUACAGGUUCUGUGCAGCUGAGCGCCAGCUCCCUGGAAUGUUGUCGCUGGCGUGCAGCUGAGCGCCAGCUCUCUGGAAUGCUGCCGCUGGGGUGCAGCUGAGCGGUGACGCUGCUGAUGUGUCAAAAUUGCCUAUUUAUUGAAGUUGUCUCGAAGCAUUUGGGGUCUUUGGUUCUUUGGAGGUGCAAUUCACUCAGAGGAGAGCUUGGAGGGCUGCUAGGGUUCGUGGGAACACUCCCUUCUUCCUCUUGGGUUCUUCAUCUUCUUCCAUGGUCAUUUUGUAAGCUUAAAGGCUCUCCAUGGAAAUGGAGAGCCAAACCCAUCUUGUUGGGGUUAGUUGUAGCCAUUGAAUUCUUGUGUAAUUGUUGAAUGAUUUGAAUAUAUAUAUAUGCCUUUUCUAUCAA